AAAUGAUUCCUAGAACUUGGGACACCAAAAAUGAGAGGGAAGCGGCUUAAUGCAAGUUCAGUUCAACCCUGCGGCGAGUAGAUUUACAUUCCAACAGAAUAAUUGAGCUGAGGACGGAUGAUAAGCAACGUCGCAGUUGCAAAGCUCCUCUUUUGCCCUGUGGCAGCUUUCUGCCGCCAUGAGCAUUGCCCACAGCCUCGAAGCUUAAAAGCCCCCUCCUGAGCACCUCAUCUUCUUCCUUUUGCUAAUAGAGCAUGAUCUGGCGCGCCAAGCGCGUCACCAAGGUGGUGCACGCAGCAAUGGCAGAUGAAAUAUUGCUCUGUUGUCGGAGGCCUUAUUUUAGUCGCCCGACGCGCCAAGGGUCAUCUAUGGGGUACUCCUUAUAGGUCUAUGCAAAGAAAUCGGGCCGGGGCCUGGUCGCAACUGGGAAUUGGGGGCGGUUGCCGGCCGUUGCCGAUCACAUGGGGCGAGUUGGCCACCCCGCACCCCUGUCCCAAACUGCUAGUGCAACGGAUACGCGUGCGCGUGUUUGCCUCCGUGCCAGAGGCAGUGAGGCACGUCGCAGGCGCCAGGCGGCCUCUCAGGUACUUGGUCUCAAAGCGGUGUCAAUUAGGAAGAGGCGGCAAAACGAGACAGGCAUACCAGAGGACCCGUUCACUAGGCUGGACGGCUGACCUGGACGGCUGACCUGCACACUACGUGCUGUGCCUGCGGCCUCUGCAGGUGCGAAGGGCGGUACGAAGGCAAUGGCCAAGGGCGGCAAGGACGAGAACGGCAAGUCCAUCACCGCCAAGAACAUGGGUGCGAAGGGCGGUACGAAGGCAAUGGCCAAGGGCGGCAAGGACGAGAACGGCAAGUCCAUCGCCGCCAAGAAUUUGGGUGCGAAGAUGCAUGGGGCACGGGGCCACAUUUCAUGGCAACCGCUAUUCCUACUCGUGGAUGCCUGGUUGGAGGAGAACUGCGGGCCAGGGCGCCGCCCUCAUGGGAUAUGGGAGAAGGUGCUGGCGCACUUGCGGCAACUGCCUGAUGGCGCCCACCUCCCGCCCUCCAUCACCGGCGCCAUUCUGAAGAAUCGCUACAACACCAACAAGUACAAGAAGGAGAAGAAGGAGAAGGAGGAGAAGGAGGAGGAGGAGGAGGAGAAGGAGGAGUGAUGGGUGAUGGGACAAGUGGUGAUGGUGAUGUGAUGGGCAAGUCCUCAGCGAACAAUCCUGACACCAAAGAUUAUAAGUGCGACUAUCCUCGGAAAAUGUAAGGGGCGGUGUGGUAUUCGUUGAAGACAGGGGGUGGCGGGUGCUUAGUACGGUAUGCGAGUCAGCAUCAGCUUCGGUGGCGAAGCCUGAAGGAGGGGCAUGACUCAAAAGUUUGGGUUUUCGUUUUCGAUCAUGCAAGUAGCGUGCAAUCUGCAGGCGAGUCGGUCCAGGGGGCGGGGCUUGGGGCAGGCAUGGCUGAGAGGGGAAGGCUGGGCGCCGGGCAGGCUCGCGGAAGUCCAUAGGGCACUUGUC
Messenger RNA from Chlamydomonas reinhardtii, 1505 nucleotides. RefSeq lists its product as uncharacterized. The record is from RefSeq and is a predicted model, not a curated record. The coding region runs from base 747 to 1154 and encodes 135 amino acids. NCBI's taxonomy places the organism in Eukaryota, Viridiplantae, Chlorophyta, Chlorophyceae, Chlamydomonadales, Chlamydomonadaceae. The transcript is spliced from 3 exons.